AUAGGAUCAAAUAUAUUAUUUUGCUAUAAUGUCCACCCAAGAUCAAGAACAAAAGAAUGGUGCUGGUGACUCCAACAUCAUGAUGAUGAUUCAUUCUCAAUCUAACCAAAACCAAGGUAUGGCCAUGACCCAAAUGACUCAAGGAGCUGGUGCCACACAAUCAACACAAGUUACCAGUGAAGUUGAAUCACCACCACAAUCUGGAAGUAACUCCAAGAAGAGAGCAGGACGUAGGAAAAUUAACAUUGAAUUCAUUCAAGAUAAAUCUCGUAGACACAUUACUUUCUCCAAGAGAAAGGCAGGUAUCAUGAAGAAGGCUUACGAACUUUCUACAUUGACUGGUACUCAAGUUCUGCUGCUAGUUGCUUCUGAAACUGGUCACGUUUACACAUUUGCUACUCCAAAGCUUCAACCUCUCAUCACUCAAACUGAAGGUAAAAACCUUAUCCAACAAUGUCUCAAUGCCCCAGAAGCUUCCCAACAACAAAUGAUGGGAGGUGGUGAUGAAGACGAAGAUGAAGAAGGUGACGAAGAUGAAUAUCAAGGAAUGAUGGGAAAUCCACAAAUGAUGGGCAACCCUCAAAUGAUGGGAAAUCCUCAAGGAAUGGGUAAUCCACAAAUGAUGAGUCAACACAGUGGUCAACCAAUGAUGAAUCAACAAAACCAACACAUGGCUGGAGGUAUGCCUCAAACUCAACACAUGGGACAAGGCUCUCAACAGGUUCCUCAAAAUCAAAAUCAAUACUAUAACCAACAAUCCCAAGCUCAACAAUCCACUUUGCCACCACAACGUAUGAUGAACCAACAAGCCAAUUCAAAUAAUGGUAUGGGACAUUUUCAAGUUCCAAUGAACAACCAAUCUCAAGCCCAAGGUGGUGGUCAUCAACCUCAUUAUAACUUCUAAGCUAGAUUCAUAUGUGUACACUAAAGUAUUAAAAAACAAAUAAAUUAUUAUUCUCU
Molecule: messenger RNA, 960 nt
Organism: Naegleria gruberi
Lineage: Eukaryota; Heterolobosea; Eutetramitea; Acrasida; Naegleriidae
Exons: 4
Coding region: 29-904 (291 amino acids)
Biological process (GO): positive regulation of transcription by RNA polymerase II
Molecular function (GO): protein dimerization activity; RNA polymerase II cis-regulatory region sequence-specific DNA binding; DNA-binding transcription factor activity, RNA polymerase II-specific
Source: RefSeq, a predicted model, not a curated record